Molecule: messenger RNA, 1701 nt
Organism: Pangasianodon hypophthalmus (striped catfish)
Lineage: Eukaryota; Metazoa; Chordata; Actinopteri; Siluriformes; Pangasiidae
Gene: gata4
Product: GATA binding protein 4
Exons: 7
Coding region: 279-1451 (390 amino acids)
Biological process (GO): cell fate commitment; negative regulation of transcription by RNA polymerase II; positive regulation of transcription by RNA polymerase II
Cellular component (GO): nucleus
Molecular function (GO): DNA-binding transcription factor activity, RNA polymerase II-specific; zinc ion binding; RNA polymerase II cis-regulatory region sequence-specific DNA binding
Source: RefSeq, a predicted model, not a curated record
UGUUAAAACAGCAGAGAGAGAGACACAGAGAGAGAGACAGAGACAGAGAGAGAGAGAGAGAUUUCUCCACCCCAGUCAACGUUCUCUCACUCCAUCCCCACUCCGCGCUCUCCCUCCUUCCUCCUGAACAGGUAGAGGUUGCUGGAGCGCGUGGCGCAGUAAAAUGUCCCGGGGAAGAGAAAGUCACCGGUAAUCAGUCUGCAGCUCUGCACUGGGAGCGAGCCCUGCGGUUCCGUGAGCGGAUUAUCACCUCACCUCGUCCACAGCUCACCACGGACAUGUAUCAAGGUCUAAGCAUGGCUACGAACCCGGGUUCCUACGAGCCGAGUUUCGUGCACAACGCUGCGUCGCCGGUGUACGUGCCGAGCACGCGCGUCGCCCCCGUGAUCCCCGCGCUGCCGUACCUGCAGCCGCACAGCGCUGCGUCCCAGCAGAGCAACCCGGCCUCGAGUCACUCGGCCUGGGCUCAACCAGGCUCGGACCCCGUGGCGUCGUACAACACGACCGGGACGCACCAUUCUCCGGUGUCUCCGCGCUUCACGUUCUCCGCCAGCCCGCCCAUGAGCUCGGGCGCGAGGGAAAGCGCCACUUACACAAGCCCGUUGAACGUCACCUCAAACGGACGGGAGCAUUACAGCGCGCGCGGCCUGGGCUCGUCCUAUCCCGCUCCCUAUCCCGCCUACGUGAGUCCGAGCGUCGGGGGAACGUGGGCCGCGUCCCAUUUCGACGGCUCGGUGCUUCAUAGUCUGCAGUCUGCAGGGCCGACCGGCGCGGCGAGGCACCCAAACCUGGUGUAUUACUGGAAACAUGCAUCUUGCAAGCAAAAUACUGAUCUGUUCGAUGAUUUCGCAGAAGGCCGAGAGUGUGUGAACUGUGGGGCCAUGUCCACUCCUUUGUGGCGGCGAGAUGGGACUGGUCAUUACCUGUGUAAUGCGUGCGGACUCUACCACAAGAUGAAUGGCAUCAACAGGCCACUGAUCAAACCCCAGAGACGACUUUCUGCUUCCAGGAGAGUGGGCCUUUCCUGUACUAACUGCCACACCACAACCACCACUCUGUGGAGACGAAAUGCAGAAGGAGAGCCUGUGUGCAAUGCCUGUGGCCUCUACAUGAAACUACAUGGGGUUCCUCGUCCUCUUGCCAUGAAAAAGGAAGGUAUUCAGACACGCAAGCGCAAACCCAAAAACCUCAACAAGUCCAAGCCUGGAAACCCUGGGAAUGAUGGCCACGCCCCUUCUAAUGCAGCCGGCACUGGUGGCAACGCAGUAGAACCCCGUCCAAUCAAGACUGAGCCAGACACGCCCACUCUCUUUUCCCAUCAUAACAUACAUGCACAGAUCUCAUACAUGGGAGGCCAAGGUGGGGCUUCAUCGCUGAAGCUCUCUCCAGGAGCCCAUACUGUAGCACCCAGCUCCAAAAAUGAGCCUUGGAACAGCCUGAUUCUCACAUGAACCUGCUGUCUUUCAGUCAAACGUUGCAGUUUCCAUCAGGUCUAGUACCGAACCAGUGACAGCAAAAGGGACUGAAUGGGCAAGCCAAAAAGAAACCAUCUAAAACACGUCAAACACAACCAGGACACAGUGGAAGAUACUGUAAGAACAGUGGAACUCAGAACUGACAGAAAGCAAAAGAACCCUAAACUGUCGAGAAACCAAUCGGGCAAAACAAGGGUCAGUGAAGCAACAUGCCUGAUACCUGAGA